AUGGAUAUUUUCGUAUCUCAGCUCCCGGGGCUCUCUGUCGCUACGCAUCUAUCGAGAGAGCUAGCGAAGGACGACGACGAGAAUAUGCCCGACAACAAAAGCUGGCGCUUGGGACACAGCAAGCAGCCAAAGAAGCCUCCGAGAACAUCUACCCCGCUCAAGAUUGACGUCGACACUCCUGUAGGCACCGAUGAUUCGAGCGAUCGUCGGCUUCAACUUACCUGGCGGAAGACACGGCAGAGCAGCAGACCACAGACUCCUGUAGGCGGUGCGCACACCACGCCUGUCGCCGAAGACGCAGAUGACGCACCAAGCGAACGUUCAGAUACCCCAGCCCUACGUCGAGACUCGAAGCCCAAGCUCGCUCGCUACACGUCGCUCUUCGCCAACUUCAAAGAGACAGCCAAGGAGCCCGAGUUCGCGUUUUCUGCGCCAUGGGGUGAAGAUGCACCAGCGCCCUUCCAGACCUACAUAGAUCCGCUCGACGUCGUAACAUCUGUCCGAUCGCAUAUGAUAACAGCUUCCUGGCCGAUACCUAUGGAGCAUAACAGCGGCCUCUUCCGUGUGUUUGAGGACUAUCGCAAGGUACGAGAGCAGAAGGAGUGUCUCAGUACAAUGCUGGAGGAGACACUCAAAGAUUGGAGAAAGGCCGAGGAGCACUGGACACGCUCAAGAGAUCGUUACGGUGCGGAGAUACGGCGCUUAGAGCUACUCAUAGCUCGUGGGGCCAGUGGCAUGACUGGGAAGACCAUCUCGCACGACAGCUUCCCGCCGAAAUACGACUUCUUCUCACACGCGCAACUUGACCAGGAGAUCAAGUUAAUGAGCCAGAGAGCGCUUCUGAACCGGCCGUCGUCCCCCUCUGGAAAGAUGGCCGUCCUGUCAACGCAGUUCACGAACGACAUGGAAGAGUUGCCUGUAGGCAAUCCACCGCAGACUAGCAAGAAUCUUACAUUGUCGCGCAAAGUCCAGAGCGAGCUCAAUCUCGUUGCCAUUCAGAAGACGAGGCCCUCUCGAUCUUUCACUAGUUCGGUCGCUUCUGGCUUCUCGGGAGGAUCUGGCGACCCUUUGCCUGACGAGAUGACGAUUCUGGAGCACACCGGCAUGGAGCCAGCCACCGAAUGCGAAGCUCUUGUCGCUCUUCGGGCACUAGGCACAAUUGUCGCAAGACGUCGAGGUCUAGAGGUGAACAGUUUCAAUCAUGGUCUCAUGAUGUUGUUCUCGCAGACCAGAUCGGCAGAGAAGUUGACGGCACAUGUCGAAGAGAAUGAUACGCAGACCCCACGUCAAAAAACCAGCUCUGACAAUGGAACAUACGAGUAUUUCGACCAAAGCCUUGCACCGCGGAACACCCUCCGAAAAUUCCAGUCGCAGCCCCAACUCAACACAAACCAAAAGCAUCGCCGACAGUUCUCUUUCGAGCCUGGGGCUGACCAGCUUGAAGCACUCACGGAGGAAUUGAAAGCGCUUGAUGGAGAAGCCAAUGAGAGUGGUUCUGAUGAUUCAGACACCCCCCUUCUCAUGCGGCAGGAACAGUUCUAUCAACAGCCUGCGUAUGCCAGACUCUCCGUCGGCAUUGAGGAACCAACAUAG
Messenger RNA from Alternaria metachromatica, 1593 nucleotides. RefSeq lists its product as uncharacterized. Lineage: Eukaryota; Fungi; Ascomycota; Dothideomycetes; Pleosporales; Pleosporaceae. Bases 1 to 1593 code for a protein of 530 amino acids. The record is from RefSeq and is a predicted model, not a curated record. The transcript has 4 exons.